This is a messenger RNA of Penicillium soppii, 5559 nucleotides long. RefSeq lists its product as uncharacterized. Bases 1 to 5559 code for a protein of 1852 amino acids. The record is from RefSeq and is a predicted model, not a curated record. Gene Ontology annotation, biological process: 5S class rRNA transcription by RNA polymerase III; transcription initiation at RNA polymerase III promoter. Gene Ontology annotation, molecular function: DNA binding. Gene Ontology annotation, cellular component: transcription factor TFIIIC complex. Lineage: Eukaryota; Fungi; Ascomycota; Eurotiomycetes; Eurotiales; Aspergillaceae. The transcript has 5 exons.
AUGUCUGGUCUACAGCAUCUCAUUGACUUUGUGCUAAACGAAGUCGCUCUCUGCGGCGAUCAAGGAGCAAACCUACCCUAUGUUCUGCAAAAAAUUGAGGAGUUCCAUCAAAGUCAACAUCAAGAUGUGGCUGUGACGCAACAACAAAUCGACCCUCGCUUCAAAGCCAAGAUCUGGACUUGGCUCGUCAACAACCCUGAGGUGUCUGUGGGUCAGAACAACGAAUGGAAUCACCUUUCUCUCGAUGAAGCGUUGCAGAUUCAUUCAAAAUCAACAGAUAGCGGCAAGACCGGGAGUAAUGAUCCCCAAAUUCGAAUCUUCGUGUCAACAGAAAGAACCUGGCUUGCUGUCGCUGGUCAUGCGCCAGAUGAAUCCAAAGUGGUGCCCCUUGAAUUUGCUCUGCUGUCAAUCAUUGCUUCGCACAAGUCAAAAGGCAUUGCGCAGCCCGAUUUAGUCAAAAUCAGUGGCCAGGAUAAACGAUCUGUCCCCAAGCGUACGGACUCUUUACAGAGAAAAGGUUACAUCGAGAAGCGUCCCAUUCAGACAAAAGCCGCCAGAACCAGUCUCUGCACGUUGCGCCAAUUUCUUCAAACUGCUACACCAGCGGUCGAUCAAGCACAAGACCAAGAAUAUCAGCCACACGGGGAUGAUGCGCAGCCAUCUGCUAUGAUUGAUUUUAACAGUUUCAAUGACCAGCUGUUCGGCAUCCUCCGAGAACAUGGGAUUAUCGCCCGCGAUGAUCUUAAACGGAAGUUGGGGUUGAAAGACAGAUGGCGAUGGAAGGUUCUGUCUCGUGCAGUUCGCAAAUGGGAGCGGAUUGGUGUGUUGAAGCGUGUCAGAGCGGAGUCGCAGUACGAAAAAUUGCAUCCAUGCGUGAAGCUUGAACGAGAGCCCACAGCAACAGACCUUGAGCUGUUCCACGAAUUUAAUUUCGACAUCUUAAGCAAACAUGGGGUGGAAAAGGCGGGAGCGGCGAUUCCAGUUGGUCUGAGUCAAGAAGAGGACGUCGAAACUUCUUUUAAAAGUUUGCAAGCCCUCGAAGGUGAUACCGACCUGAUUAAAGAGGAGGGAGACGCCAUCCUCAGCAAAGAGAACGCCGAACCUACCCGGCGGAUUGUGCCAUGCUGGACGCCAGAUCGUAACCUCAACAAUCAAAUGUUCGACAUCAUCAACGCGACAGGUACCAAAGGCAUCACAAAUAUGAAACUUAUGCGGGUCUGUUUUGGAAACUUCUUUAAGAGACCUGCCGAGAACUUGGUGCAUCGUUUGGUCGACCUUUGGCAAGUGGCUCAGCCACUUCAUUUACGUCAUUUUGCUGUCGUUCGAGAUACGGGUAUGAACAAAACUAUCAUGUUCUAUGUUCACUAUUCAGCCUACAACUUCGCAAAGAUUGUUGAAACAGGCAGAGCAUCAUGGGAGGCUGUUGAGUUCCCAGCAGAGAAGGCCAAGAAGCUCAAAAUCAACGCUCCACCUUUUGGCACUGUUCCUGAACUUGAUUGUGAUGGGUUUCCUGCCAACCACCUUCCCAGGGGUCUCAUGAAAAAUCCAUAUUCGAGUCUACGCGACGGGAUUAUGGCUGCCAAACCCGCCGACUAUACUCUUUCCUCGAGUGACCCCUUUAUGGUUAUGCUUCCAGAUGGUCAAUAUGCGGUCAGAAGACGUCAUGACAAGCUUCCGCCUGGUACCAAGAAGGCAGAGGUCCGUCGUAAAUACACGACGGGACGGCCCACGGGACGGCCUAAAGGCAGACCCAGCGGUGCGAUGCUGGCCAAGCGUGCCAGAGAGUCCGAAGCCAAAGAGGAAAGAGAAUCGGCAUCCAAAGACUUGUCCCCCGAACUAAACGUCACUGAAGCCCAAGGCUGGGAAGAACGAGCGAAAAUCAAGAGCGAGAGUCUCAGAGGAUUGUCGAGAAAGGAGAAGCUUGAGGCACUUGGCAUGGAUGAGAAUUGGACCGAGUACAAUGCUCUUCUCAUGGACAAGCCUACUCCCGGCGUAUAUGUUACUCCCCAAGGCCGAAGAAGACCAGUUGGCAAGAGUCGUGGCCGCCCAAGAAACAGCAGAAUUGCGGUCUUCAAAUCUUCGAAAUUGCCAAAGUUCACUUGGUUUGUCAAGGACAAAAAUGAUUCCGACAAUGAAGAUUCAGAGGACGGUGCAAUGCUCUCUCAUCAUGCAUCCGUCGCACCUUCAACUGUUGAACCGGAGGCAUCCAUUGCGCCCACCCCGAAUAAUUUAAGCCCAACAAAGAGAGCGCAGCCAGAUCAAAACACCCCGGCUCCAUCCUCGCCACCUUCAGUCUCUAAUCCAAACAAUGCAGAUACUGAGCAACCAUCGAAAAGACCUCGUCUCAACAUAGCUCAAACCGAAAAUAGCGAAAAGGAAUUUGACACUGCCUCAUUUGUGGGAGUUAACCCCGCAACACAGGAUAUCAGCACACCACGCCAUCGCGACAAGAGUCUCAGCGUCCAACGUAUCGGGGAUGAGCAAAGUCGGACACCAUCAAAGCGACGUCGCCUAGGGUCCCGUGGCAUUGAGAAUACAGCCCCAAACCAAUUAUCCUCGCCACAUUCAGCUGCGCCCACAACUGGUUCAGGUCCAGCGAGAUUUAAAAAAGCAGCUUCAAUCGUUUCUGAUCGUAACAAGACACCACAACCAACUCUCUCCCGGCGCGUACCUCGAGGCCUCCGAGGGAAAGCUCUUACAGAAGAAGAGCAACAGCUAUUAGCAGCCCCUAAGCCUUUGAUUGAGAGAGGUGGUUCUAUCAGUGUUCUUCGGAGGAAAGUCAUCAUGGAAAUCAUGGAAAAGGCAGGUGGCGCGUAUCCCACCGGUGCUAUACUUUGGUAUCCUUUUGUCACACUAUGGAUGAAGAUGGGACAUAAAGAGAAACCUGAUAUGAAAACUGUCAAAAAUGCGAUCAAACAACUCGUUGAUGCCGGACAUAUUCGGCAAUUGACCUUUAGUGGCAAAGACAAAAAGGGCUCAAUGGUGACGAAGACAUUAUUGAUCAAAGCCGACAUGUCACCGGAAGACCCACUGGUGAAGGACAUGCAGAAGAAGUUCUUGGUCAUGGAUCCCUACGAAUCGCGACCGGUGGUCUGUGAAAACGUCGAAAUCGACCCAACAUUGACACGGAGUAGUGGUCGACCACAUGGCGAGCCACCGCGACGGCAAAAGUUCUCAUUUCCGGUGGAGCAAGGAGCCCAAUUCAAUCUACACCAGAAGCCUGCUUACGUGGUAAAUGAGGAGACAAGAAGAAUCAAGCAGAUCGAGAAGAGGUUCCUCAAACAGCUAGAAAUCGAAGCCGAGAUUGAAGCCCGGAUCACUGCUGCCGAACGGGAAGAGUUUGGAAUACCUGGAGUCAGGCGUCUCAUGACAAUCUCUCGCCCUCCAGCUUUAGAUUCUCAUGUUGCCCCGCAAACCUCAAUCAUGCGACCACACGUUGAUGUCAACGCACGUGAGCCUCAUAAGAGACGAAACCCUAUCAUCCGCGCGAACCGGAUGAUGAAGCCGAUAUCUUCCAUUGGGCCAUACGCCAUGUUAAUGAAACCACCACAGGAUUUCCAUGUGGCUACUGGAACCUUUUCUACAGGGUCGUACGUACUCAGGGGAAGGAAGCCGAAGAAAACACUGCCGAUUGUGAAUGUUCAGAAAUCUCUCAAUGAGCUCAACAGACUAGCUCGCUAUACUGAAAACUCGGCGCAAGCUUCAGAGACUUCCAAGCGCCAAUCAUUCACGAGCUUCGGAUCAAGAGCUGAGAAGAUUCUGAAAUGGGAGCUUGACAAUGAAAAUGUCUUUGAAAGAAAUCUCCAAGGUCAGCAGUUCAUCGACCAAGUGGUUCAAGACGACUUCGAGAGCGCGCCACUGGACGGAAACAUUCGCUUUGUAACCGAUAUGGCCCCUCCUCCACCACGGACUCCAGCGAAACCGUCUCCCCAAAAGCGUAGCGAAGCCCGUCGCAAGCAGAAAUCUCUACUCGAGCCUUCAUCGGCAGAAGCUUCCAAAGAACCGACCCCUAAACCCAAAUCCAAGCAGCGACGUGCUCGUCCUGCCACGGACCGGCGACUGGCUAAACUCGACGAUACUGCAACUACCACCACCACACCCGAGAAAGAAGCCCGGCCGGCCACCCGCCAGCGCUUCCGGCGACACAGAUCUCUGCGCACUUUGCCUGAUGAGAUGAUCCGAAAGAUGAUGAUAGCCGUGGUCGCUGUUCGCGUUCUUGCAGGUGGAGCGGAAUCAAGAGUGAUCGAUUGGCACCUUGUGACCACUGCAUUCCCAGACCAUGAGCCUUCGUUCAUCGAAAGCCGAGCGCGUCAAAUUCUCAACAAGAAUCGCUUGCAGAUGGCCAAGAUGCAGCGAGAUUUCCAAGAGCGUUUCCUUGAAGCUUAUGCAAAAGACGAGGUUCCUCGUAUUGAUUAUUCUGAUCUGCAGAGCUACGAUUGGGUUGCCCUUGUUGAAUGGGGAAACACCAAGCUUGAUGUUUCUACCUCUCAGCGGGUUCCAGACCUUCCUGCCACACGCGAACAAUUCGACAGCGUCUUUGAGCUGCGCGAGGAACCUAUCACCGCGGGCGACGAGCUCUACCAGGUUGUGCACGGCGUUACAGUUAACCACAAGCGUAACUUGAUGGCUCGUAAUCCAUUCGCUAUACCUCUAGAGCAGCAACCGAGCCCCAAAUUGACGCAACGAAAGGUAGAAAUGGCACAAAUCGAAAAUGCGAAAUCAUGGGUUCGCGCAAAUAUCAUCACCCCAGAAAAGACCUACCGACCCAACGAGGCAAAGGAUAUCCUGGAGCUCUUUGGCGAGCCACUCAUCACCAAUGCAACCCAGAUGUUGAUCAACGAACGUGUCAUCAGCUUAAUAAGCCAUGGUCCCUUGGGGCCGAGCCGCAACUACGAUAUCUCGGAGAACUUCUUGCAAGCACUUGGCCGCAAACGUGGCAUCGACAGCACCCAGCUCCGACGUGCUGUUGAGUUCAAAUCCGCAAUCUUGGACCCCGAGCUCCAGAAGACUGGCACCACCGAGCUCAGGUAUAAUGCAGAAGACGGUGAUAUCCUCGCCCUGAUCAACCUCUAUGCGACAGGCCAUAUUCAACUACAGCCCCAUGACGCCCCUCGCGAUAAGUUCGGUCUCACCGAUGGUGGGUAUCUCACCCGGCAGAUGGACAAGAAGCGUCUUCGCUUCCCCGUCAAGAUCAUCCCCACUGAAAAAUAUGUAUUCGGCAAUCCCGUCAAGGAUAAGGCUGCGGCUGUGAUCAUUCCACCAGCGCCUUCAGCAUCAGGCCCGGGCCAUCCACCCAAGAUCCCACUGUGGUACGAUAUCAACGGAGAGCUUGAGCAGCAUCUCUGGACGAUGGUCAUGGGCCCCAUCCUUGGAUCUCUGGUGAUGCGUCCGGGAGUCAACGCCCAAAGCAUUUCCAAUAUGAUCAAGCCCAUCAUGGGCGCUUGGGAAACCGUGAAGAUUUUGCAAUGGAUGGAGGAAGUGGGUAUUGUCAAGGCUGAUGGGGAAGGGGAGAAUGCUUGUUGGCGACUACAGGAGUCAUGGUGGAUGAUUCCCACCUAA